This is a messenger RNA of Nilaparvata lugens (brown planthopper), 200 nucleotides long. Its product is annotated as enoyl-CoA hydratase, mitochondrial-like. Lineage: Eukaryota; Metazoa; Arthropoda; Insecta; Hemiptera; Delphacidae. The record is from RefSeq and is a predicted model, not a curated record. The annotation marks the transcript as partial. The transcript has a single exon.
CUCCGUCAUUGAGUUCAUAUUGACCGAGAAGAAAGGCGAGAAAUGCAACGUGGGCCUGAUCACCCUCAACCGCCCGAAAGCGUUGAAUGCCCUUUGCGACAAACUCGUGUCGGAACUGAGUCAAGCAGUCGAACAUUUCGAUAACGAUGACUCCGUUGGAGCUCUCGUCAUCACAGGAAGUGAAAAGGCGUUUGCUGCAG